AUGAUUGGAGACGUCGCUAUUGGACCCACGAGCCCCCCGCUGCCGAUCAAACCGCGGGCGACCAACCGCAGUCGGAAGCAACGAGAGCGCGAGGUUCCUGAUGUGGAAUGGGAGCGCUCACUUCAACAUUUCGCGGCCGCCGUAAGUGACGACUUCGACGAUCUGCACGCUCGAUUUUUACAGGAGAGCGAAAUCACGUUUGCCUCUUGGAAGCGGUUGUGGGCCGAUGCGAGGAUGAGCGCCGCCUUCCAUGUCGAGUUCUGGGACAGCUCGCCCACCAAUACGCACAAGACGAUCCUGCAGCAAGCACUGGACGCACUGGUCUGCUGCAUCGAAGAGCACAAUGGCGCGUUCGAGAGUACAGCGGACGUUGCGGUGCUGGUCAGUCGCGUAUUCGCGCUGUACUGCGCGUACUCGGUGCAGCUUGGCGACCCUAAGCACAAAAUCGACGUAGACCCACAGUCGUGGAAGGCGCUACUCACAGUCAACUUUGUUAUGUGUGGUGCAAGGGCUUCGCUCUUUCCACUGGCAACUCGAGAAGUGAGAGCACUGAUGCAUCGGCUCAUCGUGGAAGAGGACGCGUUUCUCCGCUGUCUCCAAGGGUUUGGAUCGAGUGUUCGGGUACGAAACCGUGCAAUUAGAGUGCAGACCGCUCAAACACUUGGUGCUGGUCAAAUUGUAUUGGUCCCUGCAGACAAUGCCACGGAGGAAGACGCCCCGUACAAAGCGAACGAAGAGGCUCGUAGAAGUGAUCGCAUUGUGCGUGCAGCUGGUGCUCGCGAGUAUGACGGAAGCAGGAGCAUUCUCGAACAGAUCGGCAGUGAACACGAUGAGCACAGCAACGACCUGGAUCUGAGUGAUCGCGAUAGUGUCAUGUCAGUACCUUCCAGUCCCACGGCUAGAGCUGUUGUUUCCAUCCCGCGUGAGCGCGGCAGCAGUGAAGAUUUCAUGGCAGAGCUCGAGUCUGAGCUACAUGCAGAUGUUUUAAGCGAACAAGUUGAACUAGACCCAGCUGCCAGGAACAAGCAAACCUCGGCACUGAGCGAAGUCAGCGAAGCUGACAGUGAUGGUCUUGCCGACCUUGAGCAAGAACUUGAGGAGAAUGUUGGUGUUGCAUCACUUGGAAAUGUAAGGAAAACAGCUCCAAAGAAAUCGUCGCCUCCUGCUCGUCGGAAGCGAGGUCGACCACCUGCCAAUACAUGUACUGUCCCUCACAGUGAAGCAGCAACUACCCUGGUGCCUCGAAGGGCAACAGCUGAGAAACACUCCUCGGCCAAUGGCGAAGUCAGUGAAGCAGAAAGCGUUGCUUUUGCGAAGCUCGAGAGACAAGUGGAGCAAAGUAUGGAACUUGUGUCGUCUCGACUAGUAACGGGGAGAGCAUCUAUUCCUCCUCGUCGUAGGUGGAGGCGAGGCUCUGCCGCCCCAGGUAUUGUUCCACGAAAAGCUGGUCGAACAUCGAGCUCAACACAGAAACCUGCUCACACCGUCGCGGUUGAAAAUGCUCGCCCGACAGCGAAGCGUGCGAGGAGUGACUUUAUGGCGAGCACUAUGCCCUUCGCAGAUUCUUGGGCGGUGGCUUCGACGGCCGACAGUGAUGGUCUUGCCGAGAUACAAGCUGAACUGGAUGCCAUCCCCACGCUGGCAGAGCCACUGAAGACCGCUCCUAAGAAUUUCUCUCGUGGUCGUAAAACCCACCAGCGUUCGUCCGACGCCACUGUACAGCUUCCUGCCGCAAAACCAGAGUCCAAAAGCAUCUCGGGGUCCGUCUCAAAGGAGCUCCGUGUCGUUGGAUACCGAGAGCGACGGAUGGGCAGAGCUGAUGGCAGAGCUCGAUACCACGGUGGCAUCACAGACAGCUACUGCUGUGACGCACAGGCGGGCGCUUCCUACUAA
Phytophthora infestans T30-4 is the source of this 1893-nucleotide messenger RNA. RefSeq lists its product as uncharacterized. The coding region runs from base 1 to 1893 and encodes 630 amino acids. The transcript is spliced from 4 exons. The record is from RefSeq and is a predicted model, not a curated record. NCBI's taxonomy places the organism in Eukaryota, Oomycota, Peronosporomycetes, Peronosporales, Peronosporaceae.